AUGAUAAAAAAGUUUUUGAGUAUCCCAAAAUGGAAAUUCAUAGCUGGAGCAUCAUUUGCAUUGUUAGGCUAACAUAUAUAUGAUUGUUUAUAUAAUACAGAAAUAGAAGUCUUCUAUUAAAACACAUAAUUUAAUAAGGAGCUACUUUCAAAAUGUCCAAAUAUUACAGUAAUGAAAAAUAACAACAAUAGGGACAUUUUAAUCCAAGUAUUUGGAGUAUGAAUAAUAUAUUUGGAUUGUUUUAUGUAACAUUAGUAGAACAUCAAAUGGUGCCUUUAUAGAAAAGAGAAAUGGUGACUUUGAAAGAUGGAGGUCAAGUAGCAUUAGAUUGGAAAAUUAAUGACCCUAAGAAUAUUGUUUUAGUAUUACAUGGAUUGACUGGUGGUGGAGAUUGCAAUUAUAUUAAAGAUACAUUAGAAAGACUUCAUAAUGCUGGUUAUACAGCAGUCUGUUUUAAUAAUAGAGGAGUAGGAUUUACAAAAUUAUCUGUAUUAUUUAAAAUUAAAAAAAAAGACACCUUAAUAUCAUAAUCAUGGAGAUCCAUCAGAUAUGAUGGAAAUUAUUGAUUUAAUAAAAGAGAGAUAUCCUGAUGCAACAUUAUAAUGUGUGGCAAUUUCAAUUGGAGCAAAUUUAGCAGCAAAAUAUGCAGGAAUUAUGAAAGAGAAUUGUGCUUUCAAGUCUAUGGUUUGUAUAGCUAAUCCAUUUGAUUUAUUGGUGUAUUUACCUUCUAUUUAUUUAGGCUUGUUUUGAAAAUUUGGAUAGAUGGUACAAUUAUUUAUAUAUAUACUACUUAACUAAACAUUUUAAGUGGUUAUUAAAUAAACAUUUAGAUGUAAUGAAUGCUUGUUUUGAUGAACAUAAUAUUGACAUUAAAAAAGUAUUAGAAGCAAAGACUCCUUAUGAAUUUGAUCAUUAUUUUACAAGGUAAUUGUAAAAAUUUGAAUCUGUUGAAUCAAUGUAUAAGGUAUAUCUCUAUUUUAUUUAAGGCAAAUUCUUGUAUAAAUUAUAUAUAAGAUAUUACUAUUCCCACUUUAUUUAUUAAUACUAAGAAUGAUCCAUUAAUACCAUGGAAAUUUGUACCUAUAAAAUUACAUAGGCAUAUGCCAAAUUUAAUAUUUGCUUUAACUUAAAAAGGGGGUCAUAUUGAAUGGUAUAGUGAAACAAAUUUUGUUACUGUUAAAAGAGUAAUAAUAAUUAUAAUUUAUUUAAUAGUGGAUCAUGGAUCCAACUUUAGACUACUUAAAUUAUUUUAGAGACCUACCAUAGGAUACAUGGUAAUAAUAUGUAAAAUAACCUAAAAUUUGAU
Molecule: messenger RNA, 1306 nt
Organism: Paramecium sonneborni
Lineage: Eukaryota; Ciliophora; Oligohymenophorea; Peniculida; Parameciidae
Source: the annotation of a GenBank genome assembly